Molecule: messenger RNA, 3969 nt
Organism: Dreissena polymorpha
Lineage: Eukaryota; Metazoa; Mollusca; Bivalvia; Myida; Dreissenidae
Product: ETS domain-containing protein Elk-1-like
Exons: 3
Coding region: 460-1524 (354 amino acids)
Biological process (GO): regulation of transcription by RNA polymerase II; cell differentiation
Cellular component (GO): nucleus
Molecular function (GO): sequence-specific DNA binding; DNA-binding transcription factor activity, RNA polymerase II-specific
Source: RefSeq, a predicted model, not a curated record
CAAUAUGUCAUAAUGGCUAAAAUGUCUAUCGAUUUCACAGUUUGCAAUGAAAACGUGGAUUUUAUGGGAAGUUUUGAUAGAAGAAUCAUGUGGGCCGUUACUUAUAUCACAACAUAAUAAGGUUAAUAAGUGUGCAAAAUAAAGGUUUCAAUUAAAAGGAACUUAAGUGUGUCAAGUGCGUGGGUGAACAAUUAACAACUCAUGUUAAGUAGAACUAGAUCUUCUUCAGAACUCCAAGUUAUCGGAAUAUAAAUCUGAACUAGCACAUAUACAUUGUGUAAAUACUUCUUACUCUUGUUAACAGCGCAGUAAUACUGAUAUAAGUAUUAGACGUACCGAAUAGAACCCUCGUUCUGUCACGUGACGUCAACUUACCCGGAUCUGACGUCAUCAGUGGACUAUGAGACUGGACUUGCCACAUUGGUGGAGUCAUCUGUGGAUUCAUCGCAAUUUCGAUUAAUGGAUUCAAACAUAACGUUGUGGCAGUUUUUACUGGACCUGUUGGUAAGCAACAAGCACAAAGAGCUUAUACAGUGGACGAACAAUGAGGGCGAAUUCAAACUGCUCAACCCGGAGGAGGUUGCCCAUCUCUGGGGACAGCGCAAGAACAAACAAAAUAUGAACUAUGACAAGCUUAGCAGAGCGUUGCGAUAUUAUUAUGACAAGAACAUCAUCAAGAAAGUGAUGGGACAAAAGUUCAUGUACAAAUUCGUGUCUUUUCCCGAAAUUGUGAAAACUGAAACAAAAGUGCCUUUCAAGCAGAAAAUGGAGACUCUGGCCCAAGAGUACGGGCAGCAGACGUACCCGCACCUAGCGUCAUACAAUUCGGCCGCCGUGAAGUCGUCUGCACAGAACGCCAUGAGCGGCUAUAUAAAAACUGAGGACUCCUCCUCGAACGAAAGUGACUCGUUUUUGAAGACCUCCGCGCGAAAACCACAUUCAUAUAAUGGGUAUUUAAAACAAGAACAGCUCACAGUGAAUCAAUCUCAGGCUGCUCAGGAUUUCUCGUCGGCCUCGAUGCCUGUGCUGCCUAUUUCAGUGGUAUCCACUCAUUGUUCUGUGAUAGCCAGUUCAUCGCAAUCUUUUAACAAUUAUACCGAAGCAAAAUUUACAUCGGUUGCAUCGCCACAAAAUAAUCAAAACAUUUCGAAAUCCAGUACAAAACCUAAACCAGGACCGCUAACAUUAAAUGUGUCCGCGAAUCCUACACCGCCUCCCCCGCCUCAUCCUGUAGUGCAGACGACAAUUACCGAGCCUUCGCCUGGACCAAUACUCAGUCCGAAAUUUUUCCCGGUGCAUACGCCGUUUGCGCUGUUUCCCCCUAGAACGCCGCUACCGUUACAUUUCUGGAGCUCCCUAAGUCCUAUCAUUACCAUCAGCCCUAGAAUGCCGUCGUCGUCAUCGGCGUUUCAAUUUCCGAACGGAAGUGGAGCGCAGUUGACUCUCCCAAAUUUCAGCGCCAUAGAGGGCUUGCAUUCGCCGGUUGUGUCUACUCCGAGCAAGAAAAUACCCCUUCAGUCGUAACGCCUGUAGAACUGCUGCACUAUUGACAGAGGCUCGUCCUGGGAAAACUGGGCUUAACCCAUUUAUGCCUAGUGGACUCUCCUAUCCAUCUAAAUUGGAUCAAUUUAUCUCCAAAUUUAGUGAUGUCUAGUAUAUUUAUUUCUAUAUUUAGAAUAUUUCUUACAUAAAUUCCUUUAAGCAAACAGCGCAGACCCUGAUGAGACGCCGCAUCAUGCGGCGUCUCUUCAGGGUCUACGCUGUUUGCCAAUGCCUUUUUUCUAGACGCUAGGCAUAAAUGGGUUAAUGCAUGUGCGUUAAGUGGCGUCCCAGAUUAGCGUGCUCAGUUCGCACUGUCUAAUCAGCUACGACACUUUCUGUCCGAACUGGAGUUUCGCUAAGAAGAGACAUCGUUUAAAGGAAACAUUCAAUCAUAUCUGAAGUUUUCGUCCCUGAUUAGCCUGUGCGGACUUCACUUGCUUAUAUAUGUGGCGACACUGGACGCACAUGCUUGAAGCCUAGUUUUCUCGGAGCGUGGCUAAAUAAGUAAUAUGUGAUUGAAAUGCUUUAACAUUCAGGUCAGUCAUUUUAUAUGAGUUAGCGGUUUGUGUUGUUGGCGCAAUCUAGCCCUUAAAGUGCUAAUACCUACAUGAAACAAGUGAUACAAAAGCAUGCCCGAUAUCUUGUGAAUUGUAAAUUUGUACUUGCACAUUAAACAUAUUGCCCACAUAUGAAAUGCACAACCGUACGCCCGAUAUAACAUACUACUUUGUAGCGCAAUGUGUGGAUUGUCAAUAUAACGUGGGAAGAGUUUGAGAUGUUCACUGUCAUAUGUACAAAUUUAACUACAUGUAUACAUUGGGGCGAAAGGCUGUGACGGCUUUGACCAGUACACAAACCGUUGUCCAUUUGUAAUUAAAUAGAGGCUUUUAUGAUGUCAUUGCGCUUUCAUGUUUACCUUUUGUCAUAACUGUUCAAAUAAUUUUGUGGAAACCCGUUCAUCAUUUUGUAAAACACAUUUGAGACACAGUUUAAAUAUAUUUAUACCAUGAUUAUUUGUUUUCGAUCAAAUGUCAAUUUUUUUUUUGAAACUCAAACAAUUUUAUUUAAGUAAAUACAGGCCACCGGCCCCAAAAUGCACAAUAUACACAUGUUAUAUAAAAUAUGAAUCGCGUCAUGCGAAAAAAUGGUCUAAUGAUUCCAUCUGCGGCCAAUGUAGAUGCAGACCAGCCUGCGCAUGCGCGAAGUCUGUUCUGAAGCCACCCUGUCAACUGUCACGCAAUGUUUUUAAGUCUCACAAGAUCACAAGUCGAAGGUCAAAGGUAAAAAACAUGUAAAAGUGCAGGGGAUGACCCAACUUGUAUGGACUGUAACUUCAUCAGUGUUCAGGCAAUUUGAUGUUAUGAUUUGCCAUUAAUUUGAAAAUAUUGAUAUAUUCCUUACAAAUAAGUUCUGCUAGGGCAAAGAGUAGGGGCAAGAUCUGCCUGGCAGAAAAAUGAUUCAAAUUAAUUAUAAAAAUUAUUGUAAACAUGCUUAAAACGCUGUCAACUGACAUCUGAGGAUAUUCUUGUGAAGGGUUAGUUAAUAUGUUUUAUUUUUAUUUUAUUAUACAUUUUUUAUUUUCUAAACACAUGUAUUUGCUUAUAUAAUAUACAUGCAGCAAUUGUGUAUGUUAUUUUAUAAAAAUGUUGACAUAUUUUAAACAACACUUAUAUUUUGAGGUAUGGAAUCUAGAUUAAACUUAAAAAAGUGUGAAUAUAAGACCACCGCCAAAUACUACAUUAAUUUGAGUUUAAUUUGAGUUUCACUAUACCGAUGUGAUGUAUUCAUGCAUAUUUAUUAUGAAGUACUACUAUUUUCGUGUGAAAACAUAAAAAAAAUAUCCAAAAUAUUAUCCAAUAUCUCACAAACUCCAUGACUGGGUUACCAUGACAAUUUAUGCAUAGUUAUAACUUGAAAACUAUUGUUGUUUUUUCUUGAAAAUUUAUCAAUAUUGUUUUUCUUGAUGCAACUGUUCUGUUUUAAGUCAUUCAUAGCUGGGUUGUUUAUUAUAAGUCCUAAUCAGUUGUAUUCUCAGGAAUCCACCUUAAGCUUUCAUUUUACAUGUAUCACAGUGUGUAUUGUUUUACAUAUUAUUUAGCCUCGCUCAGCGAAAAGGGGCUUUAAUGCAUGUGUGUAAAGUGUCGUCCCAGAUUUACAUGUGCAGUCCGCACAGGCUAAUCAGGGACGACACUUUCCGGUUUUAUUUAAAUAAUUGUUGAAAGGAAGUGUCUUGUAAACAAGCAUCCCGUAUCGGCGGAAAGUUUCGCAUUGCACAGGCUAAGCUGGGACGCCACUUUUCGCAUAUGCAUUAAGUCCUCUUUUCCUAGAGCGAAACUCCUUAUUAUCUUAAAGUAGUGUUGUUUUUAUGUUGCACAUUAUCCUGAACGAUAUUAUUAGUGCUAUCAUGUGAUUAAACAUCAUAAGCGA